This is a messenger RNA of Propithecus coquereli (Coquerel's sifaka), 970 nucleotides long. RefSeq names its product ectodysplasin A2 receptor (gene EDA2R). Gene Ontology annotation, biological process: positive regulation of JNK cascade; positive regulation of canonical NF-kappaB signal transduction; tumor necrosis factor-mediated signaling pathway. Gene Ontology annotation, molecular function: tumor necrosis factor receptor activity; protein binding. Gene Ontology annotation, cellular component: plasma membrane. The record is from RefSeq and is a predicted model, not a curated record. The coding region runs from base 77 to 970 and encodes 297 amino acids. Lineage: Eukaryota; Metazoa; Chordata; Mammalia; Primates; Indriidae. The transcript has 6 exons.
GUUGUUGCUACAUGUGGAUGUGAAAUGAGUAGAGCGCGACUUUGAUUGCUACGCAUUUUAUCUGCUCCUUCUGACCAUGGAUUGCCAAGAAAAUGAGUACUGGGACCAAUGGGGACGGUGUGUUACCUGCCAACAGUGUGGUCCUGGACAGGAGCUCUCCAAGGAUUGUGGUUAUGGAGAGGGUGGAGAUGCACACUGCACAGCCUGCCCCCCUCGCAGGUACAAAAGCAGCUGGGGCCACCACAGAUGUCAGACUUGCAUCACCUGUGCUGUCAUCAAUCGUGUUCAGAAGGCCAACUGCACAGCUACCUCUAAUGCUGUCUGUGGGGACUGUCUGCCCAGGUUCUACCGAAAGACACGCAUCGGAGGCCUGCAGGACCAAGAGUGCAUACCAUGCACAAAGCAGACCCCCACAUCUGAAGUUCAGUGUGCCUUCCAGUUGAGCUUAGUGAAGGCAGAUGUACCCACAGUGCCCCCUCAGGAGGCCACACUUGUUGCACUGGUGAGCAGUCUGCUAGUGGUGUUUACCCUGGCCUUCCUGGGGCUCCUCUUCCUCUACUGCAAGCAGUUCUUCAGCAGACAUUGCCAGCGUGGAGGUUCGCUGAAGUUUGAGGCUGAUGAGGCAGCAGAGAAGGAAUCUCUCUUCCCCAUGCCACCUGGCCAGGAGACCAGCCCCAAGUCCACAGUGAGUGAGAGCACGUUUGAGACCCAGCCACUUAACCCCAUCCUGGAGGACGACUGCAGCUCGACUCGUGGCUUCCCCACACAGGAGUCCUUUACCAUGGCUUCCUGCGCCUCAGAGAGCCGCUCCCACUGGGUCCACAACCCCAUUGAAUGCACAGAGCUGGACCUGCAAAAGUUUUCCAGCUCUGCCUCCUAUAUGGGAGCUGAGACGUUGGGGGAAAACACAGCUGAAAGCUCUGGAGACAAGCUGGAGCUCAAUGUGCCCUUUGAAGUUCCCCGCCCUUAA